CAAUAAGCCAAAAUAGCCAAAAUAGUCCACAUAUUUAUUUAUUAAUCAUUACUUUCUCAACUCCUUCAAUCAUCACAGUUAUGAGUUUUUCAACACCCUCCAUUUCCUUUAAUUUCCCAUAAAUAUAUAUGUAUAGAUGCAGAACAUUGAGGGAGAAACAUGGGUGUAAAUGGAAGAACAGAAGAGGAGAAAUUACUAUUACACGAUACCUUAUCUUCAUGUUCAUCAGACGAGUCCACCCAUCUUCUAAAAAGAACAGGGACGACAUGGACUGCAGUGGCUCAUAUAAUAACAGGUGUGAUAGGAGCUGGUGUAUUGUCACUUUCAUGGAGUGUGGCUCAGUUGGGUUGGAUUGGAGGGCCUUUAGCUAUGGUGUUGUUUGCAGCCACAACCAUUGUUUCAACACAACUUAUUUCUGAUUUUUACAGAUAUCCUCAUCCUCAUUUUGGUCCUGCUCGCUGCCCUUCUUACAUGCAAGCUGUCCAUUUGUAUUUAGGAGAGAAAUGGAAGUAUGUGUGUGGAGUGUUUGUGCAACAGAACUUGUGUGGAUGUGGGAUUGUUUAUACCAUUACAGCAGCCACCAGUAUCAGAGCCAUUCGACGAUCGAACUGUUACCACGAAGGAGGGGAACAAGCAACAUGUUCGGACGGACUUAGUCUGUACAUCUUGCUAUUUGGAGCUUUUCAGAUUAUAGUGUCACAGAUUCCAAAUUUCCAUAACAUGGCAUGGCUUUCUGUUAUUGCUGCAAUCAUGUCCUUUGCCUACUCUUUUAUUGGAUUUGGACUUGGCUUUGCAAAAGUCAUAGAAAAUGGAACAAUUCAAGGGAGUAUAACAGGAGUUCCAGCCUCAAAUAUGGCUAACAAAAUAUGGUUGUCAUUUCAAGCAAUUGGGAACAUUGCUUUUGCUUAUCCAUACUCAGUUAUCCUUCUUGAGAUUCAGGAUACGUUGAAGUCUCCACCAGCACAACACUACACCAUGAAGAAGGCUUCACUUAUUGCAAUCUUCUCAACAACCAUUUUCUAUCUAUGUUGUGGAUGUUUCGGGUAUGCAGCUUUCGGAAACAACACACCGGGAAACCUCUUAUCGGCAUUCGAUUUCUUCCAACCUUAUUGGCUCAUAGACUUUGCUAAUGUUUGCAUUGUUCUACACUUGGUGGGAGGAUAUCAGAUGUACAGUCAGCCAGUAUUCGCAGGAGUCGAAAGAUGGUACAACAAGAAAUACCCGAACAGCGAAUUCGGGAAGAGUUUGAAGGUACCACUGGUGCCAACAAUUGAACUAAAUCCCUUUCAAUUAUGCUUUCGAACCGCGUAUGUAAUGUGUACAACAGGAAUUGCCAUGUUGUUUCCUUAUUUCAAUCAAGUUUUGGGAGUGUCAGGGGCAUUGGGUUUUUGGCCUAUGGUUAUAUAUUUUCCAGUGGAAAUGCACUGUGUGCAAAACAACAUAGUUCCAUGGACAAGAAAAUGGCUUCUUCUCAAGACUUUUAUUGUUUGCUUUGUUGUUGCAGUUGCUGGUGUCAUUGGAUCACUUCAAGGACUUAUUAGUGCUAAGUUUAGUUGAAUUAUUAAGUAAAAAAAAAGAAAAAGACUAUUCUUUUAUGGUAAAUUUGUAAAAAGAGAAAAAAAAAUGUGCUAUUUUCAUGUUGUUUGUAACUAUUGUUAUCUGUUUUUCCCUUUUGACUUUUGACUCUUGAGCAUGUGAAAUUGAUUCUAUAUGGGAAAGUGAUUUUUCACUUUUUGGUUUUGUUAAGAGAAAUUUACUGUAUAAAUACUUAAGUUUAAUUUUCGGUUAUAAAUAAAUACUUAAGUUUAAUUUUGGCGG
Cannabis sativa is the source of this 1818-nucleotide messenger RNA. RefSeq names its product probable amino acid permease 7. The record is from RefSeq and is a predicted model, not a curated record. Gene Ontology annotation, cellular component: plasma membrane. Lineage: Eukaryota; Viridiplantae; Streptophyta; Magnoliopsida; Rosales; Cannabaceae.